AUGAGCACGCAAACUGAGGCUGAGGUGAAUAUUUCUGAGAUAAUCAGGAAGCAUGUAAAGGAUAUCUCUGUUCCAUCUGAGAUGUUCAGCAAGAUAGCCAUUCAGAUAGUAAUAUGUGACAAUGGAGAAAAGGUUAUGGCUGUUAAGGUCCCGAGGAGCAUUUUGCCUGGGGUGCAGAUGAAUUAUAGCAAUAUUAUCAAGGCAGCCAAGCAACAAUUCCAUGACUAUUAUAUAAUUUUCAUUAGAAACUUUGAGAUUGAAGCUCGGGAAGAUGGAAAUGCUGUAACCAAAUCGAUGGUUGAAAAGACAUGGCUGGCAAAUGCCUGCUUUCCGUUCCUGCUUACCGGGAUAAGAACAGAUGUGCGAGGGAUUAACGAUGUAGUUAUCAAUGUUCUUCUUGAAAGAAGGACAUCAUUUAGUAGGACCGAGAUGGAUGUGAUAGGAGCUGGGCUUAAUGGGCUACUCGGGAAGAAUUACGUUGUUGAUGUCAAUCAUCAUACCAAGAAUUAA
Molecule: messenger RNA, 510 nt
Organism: Encephalitozoon romaleae SJ-2008
Lineage: Eukaryota; Fungi; Microsporidia; Unikaryonidae
Exons: 1
Coding region: 1-510 (169 amino acids)
Source: RefSeq, a predicted model, not a curated record